UUCAUUUUUCUGGUUUUGUUUCUUUGGAAACUCCGCUCGACCUCGACCUGCAUCAAUUCUCAUUAAAAAAAGAGAGAGAAAAAAAAGAGGUUUUUUAUAUAUCCGACCCUCUCUCUCGGUUUUUUCAUUUUCUUCAGAAAAAAGGAAAAAUAAAAUAAAAUAAAAUAAAAGAAGAAAGAAAACCCUAAACAAACAACAAUUCGAAGAAUCUCAGUGCAAUUGCAAAGUGCAAAGUGCAAGUGCUCUCUCUGCUAUAUGUGAGCUGGCAUGGAUGAUUUUGACCUAGAACUGGAUGAGAUGGAAUUGAUUGCAGUUGCUGCCGGCUACAGCUACUAUAACAAUGUUACGAGCAAACCUUGUCGUAGCUUGUCACCCAAACAAGGAUGUGGCUUUAUGACUGAAGUGCUGAAUGGUCAUGACCACAUUUGUCGGGAGAUGUUUCGGAUGGACAAACAUGUAUUUCACAAGCUGUGCGACAUUCUUCGACAGAGAGCCAUGUUGCGGGAUACUGCUGGUGUUAUGAUAGAGGAGCAGCUGGGAAUUUUCCUCAACAUUAUCGGUCAUAAUGAGCGCAACAGAGUAAUCCAAGAGAGAUUCCAACACUCAGGUGAAACCAUUAGCCGAUAUUUUAAUAACGUACUGAAGGCAAUCAAGUCAUUGUCACGUGAAUUCUUACAGCCACCACCUCUCACCACCCCCGCCGAAAUCCUCUCAAAUCAAAGAUUCUAUCCGUAUUUCCAGGACUGCAUUGGAGUCAUUGAUGGAAUGCACAUCCCUGCUCAUGUCCCAGCCAAAGAUCAAUCCCGUUUCCGUAACCGAAGAGGUGUUCUUUCACAAAAUGUGUUGGCAGCUUGCACGUUUGACCUAAAAUUUAUAUUCAUUUAUCCUGGUUGGGAAGGCUCUGCUGCAGAUUCCCGUGUAUUAAGGGCAGUUCUCAAUGAUCCGGAUCAAAAUUUCCCCCAGAUUCCAGAAGGCAAAUAUUACCUUGUGGACUCGCGAUACUCGAAUAUGGAAGGGUUUAUUGCUCCGUAUCAGGGAGUCCGGCAUCACCUCCAUGAAUUUAGAGGUGCUAAUCAGUUGCCCAGAAAUGCAAAGGAACUAUUCAAUCACAGGCAUUCUUCUCUAAGGAAUGCCAUUCAGAGGUCUUUUCAGGUUUUGAAGACUCGAUUUCCCAUACUCAAAGUCGCUCCUCAGUAUGCAUUUCACAUUCAAAGGGACAUAGUCAUUGCUGCGUGUGUUAUGCAUAAUUUCAUCCGCCGCGAGGAAGAGAAGGAUUGGCUGUUCUCUAGUGUGGAAGGGGUGAAAGUGGAUGAAUUGCCUGAGCUAGAUGAACAACCUGAAAUCCAGUUGGUUUCUUCAAUACAAGAACAAGUUGCCUUUUCGAUGAGAGACUCGAUUGCCGCUGCAAUGUGGGAUAACUUCAUUAAUAAAUGGGAUGACUGGUGACUGUUUGUGAUGGUAAGCUUUCUUGAGAGAUGACCCUCGUGACGUGGCGUACAACUGCUAACUUGUUACUUUGCUAAACCUAGGUGGAAAUUUUGCUUCGUUGGCAGGACAAUUGUUCUUCCGUGCACUUGUUUUGUUAACUGUAAGUUUCUGUUGCUUUUGGCUCGUCCUUCUUCUCUUUAUAUGUUUUGCGUACAAUCAUGCUAUGCUUUUUGUAACGCGUUGCUGCAUGUAAAUAAUAUCAUGUGAUUGGGG
Messenger RNA from Morus notabilis, 1701 nucleotides. RefSeq names its product putative nuclease HARBI1. The record is from RefSeq and is a predicted model, not a curated record. The transcript has 4 exons. Lineage: Eukaryota; Viridiplantae; Streptophyta; Magnoliopsida; Rosales; Moraceae. Bases 268 to 1446 code for a protein of 392 amino acids.